CACCGACCAACACAGACCACUACACGAUGCUGAAGCUGGUGGUGUUGUUUUGCAUGAUGGCGGCGGCGUCCGCGGCGCUGCUGACGCCGUUCGCUCCGCUGGCGUACAGCGGCGCGGUGAUCGCGCCCUUGUACGGCAGCAACUACCGCGGCCCGCUGUCCCUGGCGCCCGGCCAGCCCGCCAACAUCCUCGCCGCGGACGGCAGGCCCCUCGACACCCUGGACGUCAACCUGGACCGCUCCGCGCACCUCACCGCCAAGGCGCUGGACGGCGUGCACCUGCUCAAGAAGCGCUCCGCCCCGCUGAUCGCCCCUCUCGGAGGCAUCGCCUACGCUGGCGCCCCGCUCAUCCCCCACGUUGCGCCCCUCGCCUACUCUGCGCCCAUUGUCGCGCCAUACCACACUCCUCUCAUUCGCACCGUUGGACCCUUGGCCCACUAUUUGUAAAUAGUCCAAAGAUAGAACUAUAUGAAGAGCACUAUGAGAAUAAAGACAUAACUCUGAUCUUUGAAAAAACUUUCUUCUUUUCA
Leguminivora glycinivorella is the source of this 529-nucleotide messenger RNA. RefSeq lists its product as uncharacterized. Bases 27 to 446 code for a protein of 139 amino acids. Lineage: Eukaryota; Metazoa; Arthropoda; Insecta; Lepidoptera; Tortricidae. The record is from RefSeq and is a predicted model, not a curated record. The transcript has a single exon.